This is a messenger RNA of Topomyia yanbarensis, 2030 nucleotides long. Its product is annotated as nascent polypeptide-associated complex subunit alpha, muscle-specific form-like. The record is from RefSeq and is a predicted model, not a curated record. NCBI's taxonomy places the organism in Eukaryota, Metazoa, Arthropoda, Insecta, Diptera, Culicidae. Bases 52 to 1899 code for a protein of 615 amino acids. The transcript has 2 exons.
CCUUCAGAGCAGAACGAUUGAAAAUUCGUAGUUGCAUUUUUUUCCUACACAAUGAAUCAAGAAUUUAAUGAUAUCGUGUCACCAAGAAAACUUCGGCAGAGCCCUAUUCGUCCAAGCGGAAUAAAUCCGCCUUCUCAAUCAAGAGGAUUACCGGCGCCAGGAGGACUUCGACAACCGAGUGGAAUGCGGCCUCCAAGUGGAGGUCUACAACAGCCAAGUGGAAUGCAAGCACCAAGAGGAAUGCAAGCACCGAGUGCAAUACAGGCACCAAGGGGAAUGCCACUACCAAGUGGAAUGCAAACACCAAGGGGAAUACAAGCACCCAGUGGAAUGGUAACACCAGGUGGAAUGCAAACACCAAGGAGAAUACAAGCACCGAGUGGAAUGGUAGCACCAGGCAGAACGCAAGCACCGAGUGGAAUACAAGCACCAAGGGGAAUACAAGCACUAAGGGGAAUACAAGCACCAAGUGGAAUGCAAACGCCGAGUGGAAUGCAACCACCAAGUACAGUACCUCGACCACCGAGUGGAAUGCAGCCUCCAAGUGGAGGACUUAGACAACCGAGUGCAAUGCAACCACCUAGUGGAGUAUUUCGACCAUCGAGUGGAAUGAAACCCCCUAGUGGAAUGCAACCACCAAGUGGAGGACUCCGGUUACCAACCGGUCUUCUUCCACCACCUCCUGAGCUGGAAGUCCCUCCAAUACCACCUAGGGCGCUCAUAACUCCAUCCGGUGGUUUACGAACACCUGCAGGUACCCGGACACCACCAUCUGCUCAACCGCUACCUCGUCCAGGUCUAAGACCACCUACUGCAAUACCGACUCCUUCAAUCCCACACGAUCCUCAAACAAGUUUACAAAAAGUGAUUGCCCUUCCUGGGUCUCCAGAAAAACUUAUGACCGCAUCAAAACCGGUUAGAUUUCCAGGAUCAGGGAUCUCAAAAUUAGCUCCACUUUCAAGCAUGCGAGCUCCAUCCACAGCGUUACCAAAACCAGCCUUCAUACAGGCCAGUGCAGCACCUGACAUUCAACGAAUCGCACCACCAGCGUCAAGGUUUGCUCCUCCCACUCGACUUCAGGCAUCGGCUGCUAGAUUAACUCAACCAUCCACUGUGCGUAGACCAGUUUCUCAAGCCGCUCCUAGUCCUCAACGGAUGAGCCUACAUUUAGUUUCUCCUUCGCGGCCUACAACUGCUCCGGAGUCUCCAUUGCACCGAACACCGAGAUCAAGUCCGGUGCAAAAACGCUUGUCGCCGAUCGUUGGUUCGCCAAAACGUGUUCGUAUAACUACCGACGAAGGUGCUCCCACAACGGAGGCUAUCAAAGAGAAAGCGCGGCGUGCCGAACAAGAGCUUGUCCGACAAGAGAAACUAGAUGACCAGAAACAACAAAUUGAAGUGGAAAAAGAGUAUCGUAAUAUACUAGAGGAACGAAAGAAUAACAUUCUCAGUCGCAGGCCUCUUGCGAAAGCAGAACGCGAGGAGAUCCGGCAACGUUAUCAGGAAGAGCAGGCGACAAAUUAUACUGCCCCAACGGAAGAGGUGCUAGAUACCUCUGUACGAUUAGCCGAGAUUAUGGAACUGGAAGAAACAGGUGUUUCGAUAAAGGACUCCCCAGAAAAAGUGGUGACAGCUUUGUUCCCGGAGGCGGUGCCGACGGCGGAUAUCAGUGGUGCUGUCGGAGAUAUUCUGAUUCCAGCUGUAAUCCCUGUGGAAAAUAUGACCACCAUCAGCAGUCUGGAUCGAAGUACGGCCGAAGUUGCUCUGAAGGCCGGUUUGGUUCCAGUUCCAGCGGACGAUGCUGCCAAGAAAAUACUGGAGACUAGGUACAAACCUACAAACCUUCGGAGCCUUCGCGAUAACACAAACCUGGCCACAAACGUAAUGCAAUUGCAAUAAUCCACACAUACUUACGCCCACGAUUCCGCCUAUAUGAAAAAAACCCCGGUAGUUAAAUAAACGUAGCUUCUUUAAACUUGCAAACGCGGUCUCAAACAUUAACCUACCACUCGCGCAAUCAUGAAACGGUC